Messenger RNA from Linum trigynum, 4395 nucleotides. Lineage: Eukaryota; Viridiplantae; Streptophyta; Magnoliopsida; Malpighiales; Linaceae. The record is from the annotation of a GenBank genome assembly.
CUUCGAGAUCGUGCAAAACUCACAGUCUCACAACAUCUCAAUUCUUUUAUUGAUUUCACCUGCUAUACCGACCUUGAAAAUCUUUACGAGUUGGUAAUCCUCUCCUAUAAUUAUACCGCAUAUAGAUCUAGCAUGAAGAGUUGUAGACAGAAUAACCAAUUCCUAUGCAUGGGUCUCCCAGUAGGUGUAGUGUUGUUCUCUUUAUGUACCAGGCCUCCAUCAUACGCUCUUGCUAAAUAGAUAUGCAAACAUGUUAAUAUAAGAUAUAAAUUCAACCAUGAGUCAUUAAAAUGAUAUCGAAGUUGAUGGUAAAGUUUUUUCAUUAUGCUACAUUCAAAAUGCCAAACAUAAUAAUACGAAAAUUGAUAGGAUCGAUGAAAUUAUUUUUUCUCCCUAUAAAAUAGCAUUAUGUCUCGUUCUUAAUAUUAUCUUAAACGAAUAUAAAACCAGACUCAUAUGGUAAUCAUUAACUACUUAUCUAUACCAAAAGAGAUUAUAUGACAUAAAAUAUUUUCUUUGUGGAGGUAAUUUCCAUAAGCUGUAAAUUUAGAACAAUUUAAUCUCCCUACUUUUCAUGUGAUCGAAUUUUUGUAACUCACUUGACAAGUACAUAAAACCUUUUCUUCUUCAAAAGGGAUAAACAAAUAAAUAAUGAUGAAGGGAACAAAAUAAAGAUAAAGAGAUGUGUGAGAGACAGAAGGGAUCACUUGUUCUCCCCCACUAAUCCAAUCCAAAAAAACAAGCUAUCCAUAAAUUAUACCGAAAAAAAGUUGUAGAUCAAGAAUGAAAAAAAUGAAUUAUGUGUUAUUGCGUUAGAAUCCAUUUAUCCAAAUUCCAUUUAAUUUUAUGAAAUUAUAAUUUCUUUUAUCUAUUCUAUGCAAUGUUUAUAUAAACUACUUCAUAAUUUGUUUUUUAUCUCAUCGAAUUGACGAUAGAAGUAGCUUUCAUUUGUUCUUGUUUUGGUUUCCAAUCAAAUCAAGUUCUCGUAGGGUUAAACUCAAAGUUGGAGGGAAAAGAGAAUGAUAUUGAUCUGGUCCAAUACUAGUAAUUUAUGUUUGUUAUUACUCGGUAUCGUUAUUUUUUCCAUAUUAUUUUAGGAAAUCUAGUCAACUUAAAAUCAAACAGAUUUAAAUAAAAAUUAACAAUCUUAACAUCAUAGAUAAAUAGUAUGAAAUACCACCCUCAUCCAUUCAAACCUAAAUGUUAAUUUAGGUAAAAUCUAUUACCAACCAUCUCUCAAAUCACUAAAACAAUAACUGGUUUCCAUCCUCUUCCUCCCCCAUACUCUCCAAUUCUUUUCUACCUACCUUUAUUCUUCGAUGGGGGUGAAAGAAAUGGGUGGCAAAUGGUGAGAACGAUGUUGGAGCAAAUGUGGAUAGAAGAUAAAGAUAGAUUGGAAUUGGAUAGAUAUACUAUGCCCUUAUUCCGACCACACUUUUGCCACAUAUGUGAUAUAUAUGCCUUUCCAUUUUUUUCUUCCUCUUCUUUCUUUCUUGUCUUGUAAUAAGGUAUGGGUGAAACCUUCAUCUCUCCAAAUAGUACAAUAAGAAUAAUAUAGAUAGAUAUUUCAUUUUGAUGUGCUCUAAAGUCUCACGAGAUAGUUAGCGAUAGGAAGAUGCAAUCAGGUACACAAUUUUUCAUGCAAUUUGUUUAUGGAAGUAGCAACUUCGGGUCAUUCACCCACCAAUCUGGUUUAGUUUUAUGCUACGCAUAAAGAGAAUACGAAUAAAUGUAAUUCUCCAUUGUAUAAGCAAUUGACCUUUGGGUAUUUAUCUUGUUUUCAAUUCUCCCAAACACUUGUUUAUAUAUUUUGAUUGAUUACAACAUAAGAUCAGCUAGCUAGUUGCACAACAUGAUUUUACAUUUUUUACUCCCAUAUUCAUGCCUCCCCAAGUUCCAAUUCAAUUCUUUUAUAUAUGUGCAAAAUUGAAUUAAAAAAAAAAUGAUUGUUACAACAUUUGGUAUCAAGGGAUUUUAAACAUAUGGAUUAGCUUUCCCACAAGCCAGCUAAGAAUGGAAAGGCUUCCAUCUAUAAUUGUUGUAGCUGUAUAAAGGUGGUGGUGGUGGUAGUGGGGAAGCAUCAUCAACACAAUGUAUACAUAAUAUACUAACUUAAUUAUAUAAUAAACAAAUGAAAUACUAACUUAAUUUCUUAUUAAAUAAUAAACAAAUUGUACACCCUCCAUUAGAAAACUGAAAACCCAAACAUUUAUGCCAUUUGGUUUGCUUAAUACAACUUUACAUGGAAGAAGGAACAAAUGAAAUCCGAGUUUCUAGGUGAUAACGAAUACAACUGCGGGCUGCGGCGGAUCGCUUUCAUUUUUUUUGCGGGAAAAUGUUCCAGCUUUCUCUCGCUUCGAAGUGCAUCAGUAAAAACCCCAUUCCCUAAAACCCUAAUUUUUAGAGGAAAUCGCACAAUGCCAAGUCCAUCUCUUUCUCCGAAUUGAACCUUCGCCCAGCAAACCACGUUUGGUUUUGUUAGAUGUUUGCGGUCUCGAGAAUGAAGGCUUUGUUUCCCCUUCAAAUUUCCCUCCCCGUGGCGCCGGCUUUCCCCAACGCUGCCGCCUUCUUCUCCGCAGCUCCCAAGUUUACCCUUUUCUUCAAUUUUCCCGCAGUUAUUCAGUUCCCUGCUUCUCCAUCUCUCAGACCCAUCAUGGGUUCAUCUGGCCCGGCGUAUUCUCGCGUUCAAAAUCGGAACUUUCGGCCGGCGGGAGCUGCGGGUGAUUCGACGGCGUCCUACCCUUCAGGCGAAAUCCACGUCAUCGUGGGUCCGAUGUUUGCCGGCAAGACCACCAGUCUCCUCCGACGGGUUCAGUCCGAGAGCGAAAAUGGCAGGUUCGAUUCCCUGCUCCAUUCCGCCUAACCCUUUUCUGCUUCUUUUCGUUUCCCAUGGGUCUGUUUUGAUUGUUAUAUGUGGUUUGUGGAAUUUGGUGCAUUUUAAAGCGACUAUGUGGUUCGAUUGAUACGGGUUAGGUUCUGAGCAAUUUGUGUAUAUUUCAACUGUUUUGGAACCCGAUUAUAAGUAGCUGAAGUUACCAGCUUUCAGGUUAGAAAUCUGCUCCAGUUGGAUAGAACUUUACAGGGACUUUGUUUCUCUGGGAGAUUGAACGAAGCUGUGAACCUCUUGUGGAAUACUGAAUCAGCCGUGGGUGAUCAAACCUAUUCGCUUAUGUUGCAAGAAUGCAUUCUCACGAGUAGGUAUAAGAUCGGGAGAAGAAUCCAUUCACGGAUGAUCAUUGUUGGCUAUCCUCCCACUGAAUAUCUCAAGACCAAGCUCUUGAUCCUCUAUGCAAAAUCCGGCGACUUAAGAACCUCACUCGUGUUCUUCGACUCCUUAAUCGACAAAACUCUGAUCUCCUGGAAUGCCAUGAUCUCGGGAUGUGUGCAGAAUGGGCUCGAAAAAGUGGGGCUCAGUCUUUACUCCGACAUGAGACGAAACGGCUUGACGCCUGACCAAUACACGUUUUCUUCCCUGUUUAGAGCGUGUGGUACUCUAGCUUUGUUGGAGCUCGGGAAGCAAGCUCACAGCAUCCUGAUUAAGUGCAAGGUUAAGGAUAACGUGGUUGUCAGCAGUGCCCUUAUUGAUAUGUACUUCAAGUGCAGCAACCUAGCUGAUGGACAGAAGGUGUUCAAUGAAACUUCGAAUAGGAAUGUGGUGACCUGGACUUCUCUGAUCUCGGGGUAUGGCCAGCAUGGAAGAGUCGAAGAAGUCUUGGAAUUGUUUAGGAUGAUGAAGGGAGAAGGGUUUCAGCCAAAUUAUAUAACUUUCCUUGCUGUGUUAUCUGCUUGCAGUCAUGGAGGAUUGAUUGAUCAAGGCUGGGAUUACUUCUCAUCGAUGAAAGAUUAUGGGAUUGAGCCGAGAGGGAAGCACUAUGCUGCCAUGGUUGAUCUCUUGGGUCGGGCUGGCAAACUCCAAGAAGCUUAUGAUUUUGUUCUGAGCUCUCCACUUAAGGACCAUUCAGCUACUUGGGGUGCUUUGCUUGGUGCUUGUAGGAUUCAUGGAGAUACGGAUUUGGCAUCUAUUGCAGCUAGAAAGUUCUUUGAGUUAGAACCGGGAAAUGCUGGUAAAUACGUGGUACUGUCAAAUGCAUACGCGAACCGUGGGUUCUGGGACCGUGUGAAAGAGAUAAGGGGGGUAAUGAAAGAGCUUGAUAUUAUGAAAGAGCCUGCUUAUAGCUGGAUUGAGAUUCAGGGGGAGGUCCAUUUGUUCUUAACUCGGGAUAAGUCUCAUAGAAAGUCGGAGGAGAUAGAGAGCUUGGUUUUCGAGAUGACGAGCGUUUUAAAGGAUGCUGUCUGUGAUUUGGAGAUCGACGAGCAUUAGAUCAUGAUAAAUUUGGAAGUUGAGUUAUAUCCCUGAAAUGUCAGAGUAACGUGGAAUCAAGAUGCUUGAUUUAC